CUGAGGAGUAAUGUGUCCGUGUACUCUCCACUGCUCCUUUCUUCUUUUCUACUGCUCUGUUCUUCCUAACCCCCCCUCCUUCCCUCCUUCCCCAUCCAGCCGCUGGCUGAGUUCCCUCCGUUCCUCUUGUCUCUCAGUGCCAAGCCCAGAGCCCUUCAGUGGACUGAGCAGUUUGAUUCAUGCGAGUGCUGAUUCACGCCCUGCGAUCUGGGGCGUGAGGGCGGGCAGCACAGGAUUUCCUCUCUCUCUACAUCCAUAAUUCAGCGUUCGCACCUUCCUCUUCUCCUCUUUGCCUUCUUCUUCUUCUUACUGCUGCUGCUGCCGUACGCCGCCGUUGCUUUUGAUGUUGUAUUAGGUUACACUCCAGUUCCAUCACAGACUACCUGAGGUAUCAUUCACUGAGACGGAGCUCCGCUGUCUCCACUCAAAGUACACAGAGGAUAAGUGGUGACCAUUGGGAGACCAAGGACAUUGAUCUAUGUGAGGAGGGUCCACAGUGCCAAACAACAAUGAAACCCAGAAUGGUCACCAUAAUCAACUCCAGUUUCUGGUAAAACUUCAAAAGUCAUUGUCCGUCCGUUUUCUACUCUAGACCCUGGCUAUUCCAUGAUGUAAAUGAAGCUUGCCUUGAUUCUCAUCAAUUGACGUUCAGACCAUGAACCUUAGAGACUCUAUCGUUGCACGGACCAGGCCUUCCCCAGUUUGGAUUUAGCGCCACCCUCAUCUGUCCAUCGAACCGCCAGCCACGUGAGGCUGCAGCGGUGGCCAGUGGUGGUGGCGGUGGUGGUUGGACCUUCACACAAAGCGCAAAGCACGCUGGGAUAUUUUUCCAAAAGCACACUGAGGCACCACCAUGAGGAUAUCCACCACCUCCUGUCUUUGUUACAUACUGGUCUGCCUUUGCUUCAUCCAGAGGUGCUAUGGGGCUAGCCAUCAUAACCCAGCAGACAAAGUGACCAUCGCCAAGAACCAGACCAAACUGGCCAAUGGUGAGACAGAAGUGCACCACAGGCCUAAACGUGGCUGGAUCUGGAACCAAUUCUUUGUUUUAGAAGAACACAUAGGACCGGACACUCAAUACGUGGGAAAGCUUCAUUCCAACUCAGACAAAGGGGAUGGCUCUGUAAGGUACAUUCUGAGUGGGGAAGGCGCUGGGAGUAUAUUCAUCAUCAACGAGGUGACAGGAGAUAUUCAUGCAACAGAAAGCCUGGACCGGGAGAGGAAAGCACACUACGUCCUCCACGCACAAGCCUUCGACCGCAACACUGAAAAGCCCCUGGAACCAAAGUCAGAAUUCAUCAUCAAAGUCCAGGACAUCAAUGAUAACGCCCCAACAUUUCCAGAUGGUCCUUUUGUAGCUGCUGUGCCUGAGAUGUCUGGAGUGGGUACUUCGGUAUAUCAAGUUACUGCAACGGACGCUGAUGACCCCACAUAUGGAAAUAGUGCCCGAGUUGUCUACAGUAUUCUCCAAGGACAACCAUAUUUCUCUGUUGAUCCCAAAACUGGAGUCAUCAGGACUGCCUUAGCCAACAUGGACCGGGAGGCGAGAGAACACUAUGCUGUAGUCAUUCAAGCCAAAGACAUGGCAGGAUCAGUUGGAGGACUUUCUGGAUCCACCACCAUUAACAUCACCCUCACCGAUGUCAACGACAACCCUCCCAAGUUCCCGCAAAAAAAUUACCAGCUUUACGUCCCUGAGUCGGCCCAGGUUGGCAAGCCAGUGGGGAAGAUAAAAGCCAAUGACGAGGACCUUGGAGUCAAUGCAGAGAUCAAGUACAGCAUCAUCAACUCAGAAGGAGCAGCCAUGUUCUCCAUCAACACUGACAGGGACACCAGGGAGGGAAUCAUCAGCCUCAAGAAGCCACUGAACUACGAGAAGAAGAAGACAUACACCCUUCAAAUUGAGGGAGUGAAUAGCCACUUGGAGCCUCUUUUUUCCUACCUUGGUCCUUUCAAAGAUACUGCCACCCUAAAGAUCACUGUGGGAGAUGUGGACGAACCGCCUGUAUUCUCUAUGGACUAUUACAUCAUGGAUGUUUAUGAAAAUGCUCGGAUUGGUAGAGAGGUGGGGGCUGUAACUGCCAGGGAUCCAGACAGCAAAAACAGUCAUGUCAGGUAUUUCAUCGACCACAGUGAGCACAGCGAUAAGUAUUUCAACAUCGACAUGGACAGCGGAGUUAUAAAGACUACCCAGAGUCUGGACCGGGAGGACAAGCCAUGGCAUAACAUCACUGUGAUAGCUUCAGAAGUUGACAACCCUAGCCUCCUCAGCCACGUCCCCGUCACUGUGCAGGUGUUGGAUGUGAACGACAACCCUCCUGAAAUUAACAAGGACAAGGAGGUCAUUGUGUGUGAGAACUCAAGGCCAGGACAGGUGAUUCAGACUAUGACUGCAGUGGAUAAAGAUGACUUUGCAAACGGACAGCGAUUCUCCUUCUCGUUGCCGAGCGGAAUCCCUGUCAACCCCAACUUCACCCUCAAGGACAACGAAGACAACACAGCGAGCAUCAUCACACGGCGGAGGCAGUUCAGUCGGCUCGUCCAGGAGCUAUAUGAGCUCCCCAUAGUGGUGUGGGAUGGUGGGGAGCCAGCGCUGAGUGGCACUAGCACACUGACCCUGCGGGUGUGCCCGUGCCAGCGCAAAGGGAGGGUGCAGACGUGCCAGGAUGAGAGGGGCCUCCUCUCCUCGGCAGGCCUCAGCACGGGGGCCCUGAUCGCCAUCCUGCUGUGCAUCGUCAUCCUGCUGGCGAUCGUGGUUCUGUUCAUCACCCUGCGGCGGAGCAAGAAGGAGCCCCUCAUCAUCUCUGAGGAGGAUGUCCGCGAGAAUGUGGUAACAUACGACGAUGAGGGGGGAGGCGAGGAGGACACUGAGGCCUUCGACAUCAUCACCCUACGGAACCCCGCCGCCGCUGAGGAGCUCAAGUUCAGACGGGACAUCCGGCCGGAGGCGGCCCAACAACGCGGGAAAAACCGAGGCCGCCACAGUCCCCCGGAGCUGAACCAGGUGGAUGUGCAGGAGUUUAUUAAACAAAGACUGGUGGAGUCGGACAUGGACACUAGCGGGCCUCCAUAUGACUCCCUCCAGACCUACGCAUAUGAGGGUCAAAUGUCUCCGACAGGUUCCAUCAGCUCUCUGGACUCCCCGGGAACACACUCAGAACAAGAUUAUAACUACCUGGACGACUGGGGGCCUGAGUUUCAGAAACUGGCAGAACUCUACGGGGAGGAUACGAAUGUAGCAGAGUCAGAUGUGGCAGUUGCGGUGACAGUGGCGACCUAGCCUGUCAACGUCGGUCACACCGUCUGUAAAACCAAAACUUUUCUCUCUCUGUCCUCCUCCUCGACUUGUUUUAAAACGAUUAAAUAUAAAUGCUUUUGAACUCGUUCCAGCUGAUCUACUUUUACUGUUGAAUUACAGACUGCCCCUUUUUUCAGUUUUCCAUUUGGAACAUGGGUCUAAUAUGCGGAUGGAUUGAUUUUGGGGUAGAACAAUAUUAAGGAUAACGGAAAAAGGAAAAUAUUUUUCCUGAUGUAUAUUUUUUAUUGCUCAAUAAAGUCCUUAAUUCCAUAUGAGUGGAUAUAUGUGAAA
Salmo salar (Atlantic salmon) is the source of this 3589-nucleotide messenger RNA. The record is from RefSeq and is a predicted model, not a curated record. Lineage: Eukaryota; Metazoa; Chordata; Actinopteri; Salmoniformes; Salmonidae.